AAAACACGCGCCAAUUUAUCCGGAUGCACUACGAACUAUUGAAACUUUUUAUAUUUUAGUAUUAUAAAGACUAGUUUUUUAAAUCAUAUGAAAAUUAUUUAAUAUAUGUUAUUUACACACGUUAUUCGCAUGUAGUAUUUAUGAUUUUUGAAAUUUAAUUUUUAUAUUGUUUACUUUUUUCCCCUCGUUAAAUAGUUCCACAAUAUGGUUUUAUUUUCACAAUUAAAAAGCGUCAUUUUAAAAUUAUAAACAGAGUUAUAACAUGGCAAAUCGUGGAGGAGCCCAGAGACCAAAUGGAUCAACGCAAGGAAAAAUUUGCCAAUUUAAACUUGUUUUGUUAGGCGAGUCGGCUGUGGGAAAAUCAAGUUUAGUGUUGAGGUUUGUUAAAGGGCAGUUUCACGAAUAUCAAGAAAGUACAAUUGGUGCUGCAUUUCUCACGCAGACAGUGUGUCUAGAUGACACCACAGUGAAGUUCGAGAUCUGGGACACAGCGGGCCAGGAGAGGUACCACAGUCUGGCUCCCAUGUACUACAGAGGUGCACAGGCAGCUAUAGUCGUGUAUGAUAUUACAAACCAAGACACAUUUGGAAGAGCCAAAUCUUGGGUGAAGGAACUGCAGAGGCAGGCGUCACCGAACAUUGUGAUUGCUCUCGCCGGCAACAAGGCAGACCUCUCGAACAAGCGCAUGGUGGAGUACGAAGAGGCCCAGGCAUAUGCUGAAGAGAAUGGACUGCUGUUCAUGGAGACGUCUGCCAAAACUGCCAUGAAUGUCAACGACAUCUUCCUUGCAAUAGCCAAGAAACUGCCGAAGAACGAGCAGACGACCGGUGCAGGGACGAGCGGUCAAGGCCGCCGGCUGGUGGAGUCAGAGGGCCAGCAAAAGGCACCUGGCAACUGCUGCAAGUGAUCCACCUGUGCACGGCUUCUAUGUCACGUUGUUUUCAUGAAUCAUGUUUGUUCCAUUCUUAGCUAGGAGGGCUGGGUGUACCGACUGGCUGUGUUGCAUAGAUUGCAUUUGGAAACAUUCCUGGCAGUUGGAAUAAAGUGGAACCUCCUGAUGAAAUGACUCAUUUCCAUUGUAACCACCAUCUUAUCGAUUGCCGUGCAAAUAUAUAUAUAUAUGACAAAACAUUACAUCAGUGGCAAUUGUUUAUAGGUGAAGUAAUAAGUGUUGAAUCAUAUUAUUGAUCCGUGCUGUGUACUCUGGAGUCCUGCAAUCAUACCAAGAUAGUUUUGAGUGACUGGAACAAAAUAAACUUGCACUGUUCAGUUUUGGUAUUUUCUCACGACUCCUAGUUUUCUUAAUGUACUUUUUCUGAUACCCCUUCGUACUGGCAAUAGUCAUGUACAGCAAUAUGUGCAGAAAUGUGUUCCAAAGAUCAAUUUGUUGUGCUAUUUGUCACUUAAUGCCACUCACCAUGUUGAUUUGAGAUUUUGAAAGUGUUUCCAGUGCAGCUUUUCAAGGUUUGAAUAACCUUUCAUGUGAACAUAAAUAAUACUGGAGCACAUUUGCCUCUUUGGUCUAACAAGUUACAAAAAUACCACUAUACAAACUGUAUUUUGAUUAUAUAUCAUAAGUAAGUUUUUAUAAAUUAUUUAAAAUUUGUAAUUAUAUAUACUCUAUAGCAAUUAUGAACUCCUGUUAUUUUCCUUAGUUGUACAAAAUAGUGUUGCUGCGGUGGCUGUACAUUUUUAUUAAAGUUAUAUUGUUUUGACUAUUAUGUAAUUAAGCUCUAGACUGUAAUUCUAUAAUUGCAUAUUGGGCGUAAUGAAUUUCUGGGCCCAAACUGAGAAUUGUAUUAUAUUUUAAAUGCUUGCUAAUCUUUUUCUGUAAGCACAGAAACACUAAGAUUGUACAGGAUAUAAAAAUUAAUAAAGUUGAUAGGAUAUUA
Molecule: messenger RNA, 1892 nt
Organism: Bacillus rossius redtenbacheri
Lineage: Eukaryota; Metazoa; Arthropoda; Insecta; Phasmatodea; Bacillidae
Gene: Rab5
Product: ras-related protein Rab-5C
Exons: 6
Coding region: 263-907 (214 amino acids)
Cellular component (GO): Golgi apparatus; endosome
Molecular function (GO): GTPase activity; GTP binding
Source: RefSeq, a predicted model, not a curated record